UCAUUUAUCUCUCCACCGUGCAGGUACCCUGCUUCUAUUCCUUUUGCCCGAAACGUCAAUUUUCCUGCUCCACGGAUGCAGCCUGACCUGCUGUGCUUUUCCAGCCCCGCUCUCAUCCAGAUCCUGUUGGGUCAAAUGGCUUGUUCCCAGACUGUGGGGAUGCUAUGAUACAACAACAACCCUGAGUCUUUCCGGCCGCUGUCCCGCCCCGCGGAGGACGCUCCCUGAUUGGUCGCAGCUCCCAUUGUGACAGGCGGGACGGUACCCGGGUGUCCCAUUGGCGCAGGCGGCUGUCACUCUCCAGCCCCCGCCCCCGCCCACAGCGGGUGGAGUCCCCGCCUCUUCCGGCCGCCUCGCGGAGCCGGCGACGGUUUGGAGAGACGCAGAGGGACCGGCGGGGAAAACGGAAAUUAAAAACAAAAACCCCGGCGGGUCAGCGGACGUCUGUGGGAGGGAGGGGAGCUCCUCCGAGGGUUUCAAUAGGAGACAUCAAGGCCACUCGGUUUGUCAGGACCUGGUUACCGUCAACCUUGAAAGGUGAAAGGAGAAAUAUUAUUCACUGGGCAAAGAUUUCAAACAUUAGUUUGGCUGGAAAAGCAUCGAGACAGGCGCUCACCCAAGUGGAGAGUGUUCCAGUGAACUGACUGUGGAAAGAUCUUCAACCAGUUACACAGACUUGUUCAUUCAUUCGUUGGAUGUGGGGGAUUGCUGGCUAAGCUGGGGUUUCUUACCCAUCCCUAAUUGUCGAAAGGACUGUUAAGGAUCAUCCACAUUGCCAUGGGUCUGUAGUCACAAGUAGGCCAGAGGAGAUGUGAAUGGCAGAUUGUUGCCCUGAAGGACAUUAAAGAACUCAGUGAAAUGCUACAACCAUCACAGGCACCAUUACACCAGUUUUAUUUUCCAGUUUCCAGAUUUUCAUUGAAUAUAGUGUCACUGUUUGCCAUGGUGGGAUUUGAAUCUGCGUCCUCAGAGCACUAAGCUGGGCUUCUGGGUUACCACUGCCUCCCCUGAGUAAGAGUGUGCCAGUAAACUGACUGUGGAAAGAACUUUCUCCAGUUACAUAGACUAAACAAAAAAAUCUUACCAUCCACUGCAAGAAGAGAAUAUCCAUGUUUUCUGAGGGUGGAGGAAGCUUCUACUGAUUGUUGAAACUGGAGAAACAAAAGGAUACUUGUGCCAUGAAGAAACUGCGGAGAUGUGGGGACUGUGGGAAAGGGUUCCAUUGCUCAUCGCAGCUAGAGAUUCAUCGGCGCACUCACACCGGGGAGAAGCCAUUCAUCUGCCACGUGUGUGGGAAGGGAUUCAGUGAUCCCUCUAACUUGCUGACACACCAGCGAGUGCACACCGGGGAAAGGCCGUUCAUCUGCUCUGACUGUGGGAAGGGAUUCACUCAGUCGUCCAACUUGAUGACACACCGGCGAGUGCACACCAGGGAGAGGCCGUUCACCUGCUCCGUGUGUGGGAAGGGGUUCACUCAGUUGACCAGCCUGCUGAAGCAUCGUGGAGGUCAUACCAAUGAGAGAUCUUUCAAGUGCUCUGACUGUGGCGACGGCUUUAAAAACUCUAAGGACCUGAGGGCCCACCAGCGAAUUCACACCGAGGAGAGACGGUUCAUCUGCUCUCACUGUGCAAAGAGGUUCAGAACGUCGUUCAACCUGCUGACCCACCAACGCGUUCACACCGGGGAGAGGCCGUUCACCUGCUCCGAGUGUGGGAAGGGAUUCAGUCAGUCACAACACCUACGGAGACACCAGCUAGUACACACCGGCGAGAAGCCAUUCAUCUGCUGCGAGUGCAGAAAGGGAUUCACUCGGCUGUCCACCCUGUUGACACACCAGCAAAUUCACAAGUGACCGCUGGGGAUGGAUUCUGUCAUUGCGACUGUACAGUCAGUUACGUCAGACUGAACGCUGUUCAUUCCGAAAGUUCGAGUCUGUUUCUCCUGAUGUUCAUGUGCUCGGAGGUGGAAGUUAAUAUUCUGUUUCUGUUUCUGUUAAUUGAAUCAGAGGCACUGAAACUCCCUGGGGAGGCAAUGGUUUGGCCAUGUUAUCGUGGACUGUUGACCCAGGUAAAGUUCCGGGCACCUGGGUUCAACAGAUGGUGGAUUCAAUGCGUAUCAACGAAUCGGACCUGGGUCCCUGGAGCUGUGAAGCAGCAGUGCUAACCACUGAGCCACCAUACCAAUGUUCCUUUACUGUCCCUGGGCCAGAAUUCUGGAGCUCCCUCCAGAAUGGAAUUGUUUCUGCCUACCGCUCGCUACCACCUUCUCGAGGGCAACUAGGGAUGGCUAAUAAAUACUGGCCCAGCCAGUGACACUCAUAUCCACUGCAUGAAUAAACAAAUGCAAGAGUUGACUGCCUUUGCCUUUGACAUCAAGGCUACAGACUAGUCAGUAUGAGAAGCAAUGGUCAGCGUCAGGACCCUGUGUUUGAUUUCACCCUUGGUUGACUGACUUCUCCCCACGUCAAUGUGGGGAUGCUCUGGUUUCCUCCAACAGUCCAAAGAUGUGAACGGUAGUGUGGAUUGGCCGUGCUAAAUUGCCCGUAGUGUCCAAGGGUAUGCUGAGGGUGGCACGGUUAGCACUGCUGCCUCCCAACCCCUCAAUAAUUUCAGAGUUCCACGUUAGUCAUGGAUUUAUCUGCCCUGGCCUGUGAAAUAUCCAGACUCUUGACCGUUUUCAGGGAAGGCAAUGGCCUAGUGGUAUUAUCGCUGGACUGUUAAGCCAGAGACCCAAGUAAUGUUCUGGGGU
Molecule: messenger RNA, 2749 nt
Organism: Chiloscyllium plagiosum (whitespotted bambooshark)
Lineage: Eukaryota; Metazoa; Chordata; Chondrichthyes; Orectolobiformes; Hemiscylliidae
Biological process (GO): regulation of transcription by RNA polymerase II
Molecular function (GO): DNA-binding transcription factor activity, RNA polymerase II-specific; RNA polymerase II cis-regulatory region sequence-specific DNA binding
Source: RefSeq, a predicted model, not a curated record